Messenger RNA from Syngnathus typhle (broad-nosed pipefish), 5823 nucleotides. It is a transcript of the gene bahd1, whose product is annotated as bromo adjacent homology domain containing 1. The coding region runs from base 541 to 2967 and encodes 808 amino acids. Lineage: Eukaryota; Metazoa; Chordata; Actinopteri; Syngnathiformes; Syngnathidae. Gene Ontology annotation, molecular function: chromatin binding. The transcript has 7 exons. The record is from RefSeq and is a predicted model, not a curated record.
CCACCGCACGCCGAUUUGUUCGCCGCGUCUCCUGCUUCUCACUCCGCCGAUCGACACCAGAAGCCCGAGUGAAAACGGAAACUAAACUAGCAGCAGCGACGAAACGGGGAGGGGGGGGAUUCUUAUUAUUGUGUGCGCGUGAGUGCGUGCGUGCGCGCGCGCGCUCGCAGGGUCUAGUUGGAAAUCGCGACGGGACACGGAAGCUAGACGAUGAACCGUGGCGGUGCUUCCAGGCGGAGAUGAUCGCUCCAGAGCUUCUCUGAAAACACUCGCCCGUGAUUCAUAGCUCCUUGCGCGGACUCCUCCGAGCCUCCACGAUGGAUUGAUCGACGAUCGGCCUCUUUUGCGCUCGUCUUUUUCCGCUCUCUCUCGACCCCCCCCCCCCCCCCCCCCCUCAUCUCAGCACUCCUGCCCCGGCAUGCUGUCACUGACCGCGGCCAAAGACGAUCCACGAUGAUCAGGCCGCUCUGAGCUCCAGCCGGCGUCUUCGAAUCCCGUUGAUGAAGACGAGGGACGGACUUUGCGCUCCAGGUAGAGAACAUGGUGAAAGCUCAGCGACACCAGCCAGCGAAAGAUGGCAAGCGAGGCGGAGAAAAGGGAGGCGGGAUGAGGAAAGGCAAAGAUAGAACAAAGGAAGUGAGGAGAAAGAAGCAGAAGAAGAAAGAGUCGCCCACGUUUCGGAAGAAGACAUUGGCGGGGAAAGUUGGAGAUGCGUUGGACUGUUGUGUUCUGCUCACCCGGUUGGAGGAGAAAGCAACUGCAGGGAAGCAGAAGGAUGGACAGAAACCCAGCGUCAAAGCCAAGAAGAAACCGACCAAAACUUAUCAAAAGUUCAAAAAAUCUGCUUAUCAACAAGCACUGGAACCAAAAAGUAGCAAAUCUGACACCAUGCUAACGUGGCCCCCGCUUGUUCCCGAGCCUCGCAGGAGAAGAAUGGCUUCCCUCAACGCAGAGGCCGUCAACAGCCUGCUGCUCUACAGGGCCGACCCCUUGGCAUCCAGUCUCAUUAAGAAAGAGUCCAACGAAGCGCCGCCGCCGUCGAAAGGUGAAAGCAGACCUCCUAAAGCCAAAAAGGUUCUUCGGGGAGGAAAAGCAGACCUGAAGGAAAGUCGUAAAAAACAAAAGGCCGAGGCGCCGCCGGUGGACUGGUUGGCUUUGUUUGCCCCGACCCCUCGCCGUCAAGCGGGCCUCACCGCCGCCACGCUGCUCAAACUCACCGGUUCGCUCUACGGGAGCAAGCGGCAAAAGAAGCAGGAGUCCAAGCCCGCUAGUGAAAGUAAAGCCGAGGCUUUAACUCAGGUUGAGAUUAGUGGUAAGCCUUUAAGUGGAGCAACACCGCAGACCAAAAGAAGAACAAAUCCAAAACACAAUGAGCAGCUAAAGCACAUUAAACAGGGUAAAGAGGAUCCGGGUUUCUGUAGUCUUUGCAAGACGGAGGCUUUGGAUCCCGAGUGGAAGUCCGGUGGACAGGAUUGUUUAAAAACUCCUCUCCACUGCGGCUCGGCUCUGGGGUUCUCCUUAAAAACAAUCAAAGAGGAGCAGGGGGAGACGGACGUGUCGCCCUGCUACUGCUGCAGCCAGGAGAGAUGCGUGGAAUAUUGUCACAGACUGGCCCUCUUCCUCAAGAACAAGGCGGUCAAGGAGCCCGAUGACGAAGGCUCGCUCUCCGAGGUGUUCCACCACCACCACCUCCACCACCACCAUCACCACCUCCACCACCCGGCAGCCAUAACCAUCACGCCGCACGCGUACGCUUGCUUCCCGAGCUACUGCGUCCACUUCAGCCACCCGGACAGCUCGCCGUCCACAAUGACGCCCCUCGCUCUGUGUCCAAAGAGCAGCAAGAGACCCAAACUGCUGCCCAGCUCUGGUCCGCAGCCCUCAGGGAUUUCUCAUCCGGUCUACUGCUGCACCUCCGUGGAAGCGUGCUACGGAGAGCCCUGCAGGAUCAACGGCUAUUCCACCUACAGCAGCGUGAUUCCGGCAAUUCCUCGAGGAGGUUGCGCCAAAUGCGGCCGUGGCAUCAACAGAGACGACUACUCAUCAAGCCUCAACGACCACCGCAGCCCGUCCUCCGUCUCCAUCUGUCCCAGUCCGAGAAUCCUCACCGGCUGCCCCAUUCCCGCAGUGCCUCCAGCCGGCCAAUCAGUGCCCCCCGUUCAGACGCCUCUGUCCGACCCCAGCCAACCGCAGCCUCCGCUGCAAGUGGCCAAGGAGUGUCCGCAGAGCGCCAAGCCUCCCAGCGGGUCCCGGUCUGGCGCCCGCGACACGGGCAGCAUCAUCUCGCUUGUGUUCCCGCUCAAAAAGGAAAAAAAGCAGAAGCUGGGCUCCGGCGGCGCCAGAGGACAAGCGCUUGCCAAGCAGCCCAAGAACGGACGCCAAAAAAGCACCAACGGCUGGCGUCCCGUCGGCCCUCCCUUUGAAAAAGACGUUUUCUCUCUGGGAGAAGAAGCUCUGGCGCCGAAGAAGUGUUACCAAGGAGUCGAACGGGACGGCGAGCUGAUCCAGGUCAGGGACACGGUCCUGCUGAAGUCCGGGCCCAGGAAAAAGUCUCUGCCUUAUGUGGCAAAGAUCUCAGCGCUGUGGGAGGAGCCUGAGACAGGAGAGUUGAUGAUGAGUUUGUUUUGGUACUACCGUCCAGAACACACACAAGGAGGACGCAACCUUAAUGUGCAUUGUCAGAAUGAGAUCUUUGCGUCCCGUCACCAAGAUGUGAACAGCGUGGCCUGUAUUGAAGACAAAUGCUAUGUCCUGACACUGGCACAGUAUUGUCGAUUUUGUGCCUUGGUAAAACGGCGAGGGGAGGGCGUACCCGACAGCGCCGCGUCCCACCUGGUCCCCCCCGCCGUGGGCCACGCCGCUCCCAGCCACCGCUGCGUGCCGGAUGACGUGGAUCCAGAGCUGGUGUUUUUCUGUCGCCACGUCUACGAUUUCCGCUACGGACGCCUCCUCAAGAACCUGCAGUAGCUCCACGCCGAACACAGAGACGUGAAGAUAAGGUGGAUUGAUCCGCCUCCGCUUAAAUGAGCUGCGCUGCCUGCGAAAGUGAGGGCCUGGAGGUUUGAAGAUGAAGGAACGUGAGAUUAGUUUCUCUUUGAAAUUUCACACUGACACGACACACACUUGUGAAGUCAACGUUGAGGUCUGACGCGUUGCAUCGGCGCGAUAAUGGCCGUCCAAAUGGUUUUAAUCACGCGCGGCUUCUCGUUCUGAGUGCGCUCUGUGCGGAACGUUUCUCCUGCAGGUCUUAGAAAUGUGCCAUUUGAUGGAUUUGAAGGAGCUUAUACGUGACUCACGGAAAAGUAUCUGCCUAUCACUCUUACACAGACGCAACAUAAGAGGCCUUUCCUUUCCUCAUUUCUCUUUAAAAGAGAUUCCUUACUGUGAAUGUAGGACUUAACCAUCAUGUAAAGAUCACACUUAAAGAUGGAGAGAGAGAAAGGAUCGCCGCCACUCGUAUAUGUGAUUAUUUAUGAUAAGUUUGAAUUUUAUAAAUGGCAUCUUCAUUGGCUGUUAGCUGCAUGAUGUCACAAAUCCUAAUUUAAAAAAAAAAUUAAUGGGAAAAAAAAAACCAAAUCUAACAAAAUUUGUAAAUGAUUUUAUUCAAAAUGCAACAGGGUCAUCGUAGCACGUACACCAAAUAAUAACUUAGCUUAACAUCUGAAACUAACUUGGUUAGUUGUAAUGAACAGCUAUUAAACUAAUGGAAACGUCAACAAAUAUAAAUGAAUUGAAAACUUUAUUAGUCGCUCGUCUACGCAGCAUUGACAGGAUAGAAAGAAUCACAUAACCGUAUAUUGGAGAAACUCAAGAGUUAUCACGGCAAAGCAACAACAAGCUAACGGCUCAAUAACCACUCAACAAAAGUCCCUUCAAAGAAGCCAUCGAUCAUGAUAUUGAUCAAGUAUUUUAAUGUGCAGGUAGUUGCAAAAAGUAUUCAUAUUUAAAAAUAAAAAACAAGCUUUCAUGUCACAUUUUUAAAUGACCUCAGAGGAGAUUUUCCACUUUGUGACGCACGUGCACUCAAAAAAAAAUAAAAAUCCUAAAUUGAGAAAAAGCAACGUGCAGACGCCGUCAGACUUAAUACUAUUACUAUAUUCUUAUUCUCCACGCGCUGACACAUGUAUUCGGUAGAUUUUAGAUGACGUGAUCAAUGAUUUAUUCCUCUACGUUCGCGAGAAGAUAGACUAUUUAUUUAUUAGAGAGACAAUAAAAGUCUAAUUUAUUUUCCGGAGGUCAUUUUAAAAGAAGGAUUUUUAGAGGUGAGGAAAUUACAAGUUGCCUCCCCAUUUAGCUGCACUCUCCUUUUUGCAAUAUGUACACUACUCGAAAAAAAAAAUGUUUGGUUUACAGUAUUCAGCUUUGGGGUGACAUUAUCGCGAGACCGGAAUGGUUUUAAACUGUAGAGCGCAUUUUAGGGUCAUCUUUUAGUUUCACCCGAAAGCCGACUAUUCCAAAUUUUUUGGGGGUAGUGUGUAUACUGCGAGGGCUUGUUUGACGAUCAGAGCCAUUGAAGUACAUCUUCCAAAGUAGUUUACCCUUCUUCUUAGUCCUCGCAGAGAGAAAAAAAAAAAAGCUUUCGCCUCCUGUUAGGUUUGAACUUAAUGCUUGUGGCUCGAUGGAAGGUUUUUGCUGAUCUAAUUUUUCUAAAAAAUCUUGCUACAUACCAGUGAGCACAAAUUAAAACCUAUAUGGCUGUCAAGCAAAUAUUGUCAGAUUUUGUGGGUUUUUUUUUUUUCUUACCGGUGUUCUUUGGUUUAAUUAUUGAAUUAUUAUUUAAAAGAAACAAAAAUUAUUUUAAUUGGACUGAUAUGAAACAGACUUUUUUUAAAAUCUGUUUUUACAAAAAGUUAAUAGGGACGUGUAAAAAAUCUAUACACACAAAUUUGACAUCGUUGAAUUGGAAAUCAUUUCUCAGUAAUGUUUUUAAUAAUCAAACUGUUGCAUAAAAUACUUUUCCCAAACCACUUUGAUUUUUUUUUUUUUCCCCAAAAAAAAAUUUAUAAUGCAAAUGUAAUAUACUCGUUUUAGACAAGGAUGCAAAAUUUGACCAUUUAUUUUAGUGGAGCAAUUGGCUUGCACAAAAGCUUGUUUCGAUGUUUGUCGUUGAGGAAAGUGGCACAUAUUUUUGGGAUAUAAUACAGCGCUUAACUUUUUUGUAUGAUUUCCCACUGAAUUCCAGUGAGAACAUUCAGUCGGUGUGAGUUGCGUUGGGUGGAUGAAGUACGACCGCUUUGCUAAAGCGUUAAUCAAUUGAUGGAAAAAAAAUCCCACUGGGUGUUCUUACAGUACAGUAGAGUGCAGUAUACAUGCAGUAUGGCCUUAGAAGUCGCUCAGCUCUCCUGAUGAAUCAACGUGUGAUACUUAGAUGUCUUAAUUGGUCCUCUGUGCCUGUUCCUGUAAACCCAUAUUUAAUAAUAUAUAUAUAUAUAAAUAUAUAUUCCAAGUGUUUUUCCAAGAACAGAAAUGUGAGCAGUUAGCGUUUAUUUUUUAUGUAACUUCCAAAUGCCUUUUCUGUCAUUUAAGUCAGAAGACACUGGUCUCAUGUUGAAUUGCACCAAAAAAAAAAAAAAAAGAGAGAGACAAAAGGGGAAAGUAUAGAAAUAUGAAUUUAUGAAUAUCAUUCCUCUGGGUGUAGAAGAACGUUGAAAAUCAAAUAGCAACAUUGUUUCUAGUGUGAGCUGUUAGUUUGUAUUCUCUUGCAUGGCAUUUUGGAAGUAUCUUGGAAAUAUUAAUCACAGCACAGUUUAUUUGUAUUGAACAAAAUGGACCGCUGUAAUAUAAGACAAAUAUUUAAUUGUAAUAAAUAAUAUAUGAGUUCAA